This is a messenger RNA of Salvia splendens (bonfire salvia), 1252 nucleotides long. Its product is annotated as ethylene-responsive transcription factor ERF011. The transcript has a single exon. Gene Ontology annotation, biological process: regulation of DNA-templated transcription. Gene Ontology annotation, molecular function: DNA binding; DNA-binding transcription factor activity. The record is from RefSeq and is a predicted model, not a curated record. Lineage: Eukaryota; Viridiplantae; Streptophyta; Magnoliopsida; Lamiales; Lamiaceae. The coding region runs from base 158 to 598 and encodes 146 amino acids.
CCGUAACGAGAGGGUGUUUUGUCGGUGGAUUUCUUUAUUUCGUUAGUCUUUUUGGCUCACAAAAACCGCUUUUGAAGAAUAAAAACUAAGCUGCCCGCCCAUAUGUCUUAAUUCUGUCUCCCUCCCUCUCUCUCUCUCUCUCCAAUCAAUUCAAGAAAUGGACGGCGGCGGAGCUCCGAGAAUCUCCUCCCGGCGGCGGAGCGACAAGCCCUACAAGGGCAUCCGUAUGCGCAAGUGGGGGAAGUGGGUCGCCGAGAUUAGAGAGCCCAACAAGAGAUCCCGAAUCUGGCUCGGCUCCUACUCCACCGCCGUCGCAGCCGCCCGCGCCUACGACACCGCCGUCUUCUACCUCCGCGGCCCCACCGCCAAGCUCAACUUUCCCGACCAAAUCGCCGCCGCCGCCCUCCACGACCUCUCCGCCGCCUCCAUAAGGAAGAAGGCGGCGGAGGUCGGCGCCCGGGUCGACGCCCUCCACUCCACCAAUCGCCUCUCCGCGAAACCCGCUUGGUUUGAGGAAGAGAUCGAUCUCAACAAGCAGCCCGAGCCCGAACCCGCCCAACCCGAACCCGAGGACUCCAGCCUUGACUAUAGCUCAUAGAAAUUGUAAUUGUUAAUUAAUUACUACAAAUAACGUUUUUUUUUUUUUACUUUUUUCUUUUUUAAAAUUUUAGUGAUGUAGUGUUCCUCGUUGAGGGGUGUGAUGAUAAACAUGCACCUAGUAAUUCAGGCAGCGAUCUCUUUUAGAUUUAUUUUUGGGGAUUUUUGUAUAUUAUUAUUAGUAGAUUUUGAAUUUUUUUUAGGUUGUUCUUUGGUAUAUAGGCUAUAUUGAUAUGGUUGGAUGGAACAGUUUGGCGUUAUGCUUGUGUAAAAGAAUAAUUAAUGUACAUAUCUUAGGUAUCUACAGCAGCAUAGAUUUUCUUGUAGAGGAAGUGCAUGUUAGUGUUGAUGAUUAUUGGUGGUGGUGGUGGUGGUGGUGGGCGAGCGGGAAGCAGAUGGGGUCCUACAAUUGCUCGAGUUUGGUGCAAGUGGAUAUUUUUCAAUUAAUUAUCAAGAUUUUAAUUUUUGAGUUUUGAAUUUUUAAUUUUGUAAUGUGAGUAGUACUAUUUUCUUAUAAUGUUGAGGUGUUUAGGAGUAUAACUAUUUCUUGCUUUUACACGGUGGCAGCCACAGCCCCCAGCCGGCCCGGCGGAGCUAGUGGGUCAAUCUCAAUCAUGUUGUAUCCUUUUCUAUUUUAUUAUUAUUAUUAUUAUUA